This is a messenger RNA of Paraglomus brasilianum, 1176 nucleotides long. Lineage: Eukaryota; Fungi; Glomeromycota; Glomeromycetes; Paraglomerales; Paraglomeraceae. The record is from the annotation of a GenBank genome assembly.
AUGGCCUUAGGAAGCGAUUCUACACAUACGUUUUUGUUGCCGCCAUAUGUCCAACCUCAAAUAAGUACUCAGAUAACAGACUCUGAAUGGGAUAGCGCGUUAAAACUUUGGACCGUGUCUCUGUCUCUUCUGCUCAAAUCAGACGACGAGCAAUUCGCCAUUCAAUUAUGUGAAAAUGCCUCUUUGAAGAAAUUUCUCGAGACCUUUCUUCAAAUACGCGCCAAGAUUCACGAGACCACUAGUGAUUCGAUGCCUCAGCAAGUAACAGAGCUAGAGAAGAAAGUCUUGGCAGUACUAUUACGAUCCGUUGAGCGCAGUAUCAUGUAUGAAUCCAUAACUCUUGCGGAAAGUCUCUACAACACGAAACUGUUUUCCGUUCCAUUCCUGUUAGAUUUUGUAAUAAUAUAUGCUAAAUCUAAUCGUGGCUAUUCGAGACAGUUUGUCGAGAAUGUGAUUGACAUUAUACCUGCGUUGCCACAUGAUUUUAAGGAAUAUUCGAACGUUAUAAUUGAUCAUGUUAUGUCUGUACAACAAGCUUGUGAAAAAGUAUCAUCACUGGUAGUAGACCUGAAUGAUAACGCUGAAGUAUUGAUGGCAGCCUUAGAAGAGAUGCGUGGUUACAUCUUCUUGAUGAUGGAUAUAGCAAUAACGAUGGAUUGUCUGUUUACAGCAUCAGACACUGUUACCAAGUUAUUUAUUAAUAGAUCUCAUGUUAACGAAGACGAAGAUUUUAUAUCCGUUAUUAGGAAUCUAUAUGAUGCAACAUUGCCCAUAGUUUUGGGUUUAAUACAGGGGCCUAAUGCAGUAGUUGAGAUCACAAGAGAUGUCAAUAUAUUGAAGCAAGCCUUAGCUUCAUGUAUUUAUCGUUUACUGUAUGAGUGUUUCUUCGUCCCGUUAGGAUUUACGACUGGCGAAGUCGAUACGAUUACAUCGACGUUGGGUAACGGGAAUCAAUACAGUGAUGAUGACAAUGCUAAUGUGAUAGUCAAUAGCCUCAAUGAUAUUCUCUUCUCGUUUAUUGAACGUUCAGAGUCGUUUAAAUCUGUUCAGACAUUUGUGGAUGCACCUCUUCUCCUGGAUAUCGAGAUGGAAUUUAAUUUGAGUCAGAAGCUUACAAGAAUAAAAAACGAUAUUCUUCAUGGAUAUCCUUUUGAUAAAACGCGCAAUGUUCGUUGA